AUGCUGAUCACGCUGUGCUACCUGUACCUGUGGGCGCGCUGGGGGCCGCGCUCGGCCGCGCUCGUCCGCAGCACCGUGCGGAGGCUGCACCGCUCCCGCUGCUCCUUCACCUUCUGCGCCCGCCAGCCGCACCCCGACGAGCGCGUCUGCCUCCGCGUCGGCGGCAAGGUGUUCUGCACCGGCGAGGCGCAGUUCCUCGAUGACCUGAGCAGGUGGAGAGGGCUGCUGGCCGCUCCCUUUCCCCCCGCCGAGAGGCUGCUGCCCGCGGAGCACAUCGCCUUUGUGACAGAGAGCGUGUCUGCUCUCCCUCAGGACGGGCACGGGGGGCCCGACUCCUCCAGGGAGAUUGUCAAGUGGUCAGAGUUUUGUUCACCCUUGGCCUAUAAAGCUGGGGAACCUUUUCAGUUAAUGGCUGCAGCCAGUGUAGAUAAUUUCAGUAGCCUGGGCAUAGCGUUCCUGGAGGACAGGCUGCGCAUGGAGAACGGGAUGGUGCCACGCAGGAUUGUCUCUGUCCAUUUAGAGGAAUCAGCUCUGAAGGAGUUGGCGAAGCAGAGAAAAGAGGAAGAGGAGAGCACAGACAUGGAUGCAGUAACUCCUGCUGGGAAAUCAGGGUUAGCAGCAGCUGUGGAGGACAAAUCCAGGCUGGAGGAAGAAAGGGAAAAUGAGGGACCAGGAGGUGGGGAGCAGCACCACCUGCACCUUUCCAGCUGCCACGAGUGCCUGCAGCUGGAGAACAGCACCAUCGAGUCGGUGAAAUUCGCCUCAGAGGAGAGCACCCCCGAGCUGCCCCAGGACUGCAGCAGCACAGGGUGGGACAGGGAGCUCCAAAACGUACAAAAAGGCGUCAGAAGGAUGAACCUGGCUGGGAAACCCCCGAACAUCUUGAUUUACCUGGGCUCUGAGGCUGCCGAGGGGAGGCUGGAGCAGGUGAAGGCCGUGCUGAGGGAGUGCGUCGAUGCCGAGAGCUACACCCUGUACCAGCUGCACCCGGAGCAGGUGCUCAGGGAGCCCUGGCUUGACAACUGCCUGCUGCUGCUCAUUGCCACCCAGGAGCCCCUCCCCGAGGGCAUCCACAGGCAGUUCAUGGCCUUCCUGUCCAAGGGGGGGAAGAUCCUGGGCCUUUCCUCCUCCUUCACCUUCGGGGGAGUGCAGAUGAAGCACAAGAAGAAGCUGAGGAGGGUGGUGCACGAGCUGGUGGUGUCCAAGCAGGACGGCAGCGAGGUGAGGCUGAGCCUGCUGCUCAGUGGCUCUGUGUUUGAGGAGGGCCCCAAGGGACAUGGCAGCAGCAGGGGGAAGGUGCUGAGUCGGCUGAGCAGCGCUGCUGAGGACACGGUGAUGGUGCAGCUGAGCCACGGCAGCAGCGGGGGAGAGGCCAUCCUUUGCCAGGCCCAUUUGGAGCUGGACAGCAAUUCCAUGGAUGUGCAGACUGAGGAGGAUUUCAAUUUGCUCAAAAUGAGCAAUUCCAAGAGAUUUGAAGUUCUCAGGGAGAUCCUGACCUGCCUGGGGCUGAGCUGUGAACCAAGUGCAAUUCCUGAAUUAACCCCCAUUUACCUGCUCUCUCCUGAUGAGGAAAUCCAUCUUGCUUUCCUGAAGUGGCUGGAGGGGAACGUGGACGCUGAGGGGCUGAGGGCGUCCAGCAAGGUGUCCCUGAGGUUCGUUCCGUCCCGUGAGUCCAAGGUGGAGGUGGCCCCGUCCCUGGUGCCCGUCAUCACGGAGAUGGGCAGCUUCUCCUCAGAGCACUUCAGCCUCCACACCUACCAGCAGCAUCUCCACACCAAGAAGCUGGGCAAGAUCCUUCUCUUCACCGAGGUGACCACGAGCACCAUGAAUCUUCUGGAUGGGUUAAUGUUCGACUUGCCUGAGGAGAUGGGUUUAAUAGCAGUGGCUGUUCGACAAACACAAGGGAAAGGUCGUGGUGGGAACGUUUGGCUCAGCCCCAUGGGCUGUGCCCUGUCCACUCUGCACCUCUCCAUCCCUCUGCACUCCAACCUGGGCCAGAGAAUUCCUUUUAUCCAGCACCUGGUGUCCCUGGCAGUGGUGGAGGCAGUCAGAUCCAUCCCAGGCUAUGAGGACAUCGAGCUGCGAGUGAAGUGGCCAAAUGAUAUUUACUACAGUGACCUGAUGAAGAUUGGUGGGGUUCUGGUGAACUCAACACUCAUUGAAACAACAUUUCAUAUUCUCAUUGGCUUUGGGUUUAAUGUGAAUAACAGCAACCCCACCAUCUGCAUCAACGACCUCAUUGCAAAGUUUAACAGGGAAGAGGGGACGGAGCUGAAGGCUCUGAGUGCAGAUUGCCUCAUUGCAAGGACUGUGACUGUGCUGGAGAGGCUCAUUGAGCUGUUCCAGGAGAAGGGGCCCAAUGGAGUUCUGCCCCAGUACUACAAGUACUGGGUACACAGCGGGCAGCGGGUGAGGCUGCGCGGCGAGGACGGGCCCCUGGCCUGGAUCGUCGGCGUCGAUGACUUUGGGUUCCUCCAGGUGCACCAGGAGGGCGGGGGCGUGGAGUCCGUGCACCCUGACGGCAACUCCUUCGACAUGCUGAGGAACCUCAUCGUGCCCAAGCACUGACAGCGCUCCCUGGGGCUGGCGCUGCCACCUCGGCCUCUGAGGGCAACUCGCGGCUUGGUUUUGCCUUCUGGUGGUUGUGUUUGCCGUGGGUAACGUCGGCAGCUGAGGAGAGGUGGUGAUCUCACAGCUGAAGGCCUUUAUUCUUUUCAUUAACAUUAAAACUCACCUCUGCUGCCGUUCUUUGUAAGGAUCUGUUCUUUGCAAGGAAUAUUUGUGGUGAACACAACUUUCUCCGCAUUUACACCCUGUACUGGAGAGACUGAAGUGGCUCAACGUUUCCUUUUUUUUUUUUUUUUUUUUUGUUUCUGUGUGAUUUAGCACAGUGCAGGACAAUAUGUACUUUUUUACUUUGUUUUUUUUUUUUUUUUGUUUUUCUGUGUUGUCUGCACUAAAACCAGCUGGAACAUCACAUAUUCCUGAAUUGCUGGGAUCACCACUGUGCUUAAUUCCAGGUCUGGGUGAAGAUCCUGAUUUGGUUCUUCUCUACAAUAAUUUACCAACCUGUGCUUCGAUCUCAGGUCUGCAACUCUUAAAUGGCUGCCUUGAGUUUUUGGGAGAGUUUUCCAUCAGCACUGAGGAGCUGUGCUGGGUUAUCCAAGGGAUUUGCACUCUGCUCUCCUCAGUCACCUGGAUCUGAGUAAAAUCAUCUCACCUGUCCUUUAAAUCGUGGUUUUCCAAGGGGUUUCAGGAAGGAAAACCCGCUGGAGCAGUGUCACACCCAGGUUUUUGUAGAAUCCCAUCUCAGGGGAUGGGAUCCUACAAUUACCACUAAUUAAUUCUAUAAUUACCGCUAAUUCAGAAUUUAGUGGUAAUUUUAUCAUUAUCUCAAUGUAGUUAAGUGAAUAAAUAAAGGGAAUAAAUCAAAUUCCCUUUUGCAAACAACUAUUCCAUUGAGAAACAGAAAUCACACCAUUCCCCCGUGCCCAAAUCCUCUUCCACAGCCCUUUUGUCACCCCCUUUUCCAAACCAUGGUCUGGUUUUGCUGCUAAGCCCUAAAACCAGGAGCUUUAACCCCUGCUGGCCUGGAAGCAGCUGAAUUUUGGGGCUGCCUGCACAUUUCCAUGUGGGGGAACACCCUGGGAAUUCUCCUGGAGCUCCCACUGGGAGUUUGGUGGGGUUUUCUCCCAAGGAGAUUUGGCCACCACAGCUCCCCAAACAAUUUUGUCCCAGGUGUGAUGUGGCCACCUUAAUUUCUUUUUUUUUUUUUUUUCCAUGGUGGAUCAGCCAGAUUGGAAAUUCCAGAAAGGAAACUACUGUCUUCUAGCCAGAAAUGGGGUUUUCAGGCUAAAGUUCACCUCAUAAACAAUCCAAACAUUUUAGAUUGUUUCAGCUCCAAAGCCAAGAAGUCUUAAACCAAGGAAACUUGUCUGUGAUGGUAAUUUUGACCAAUCCUCACAUAUUAGGGUUUAGGUGGUUUGGCAGCAAGAGGAGAAAUUAAAUUGUCCCUGUUAAAUUUAGGAUUUCAUGCUCCAUCUCACAGAAGAUUUGUCCUGAUUGUCCAAACCCUGCUGGGUUUUCUUUUUUUCCCCAUGAUCCAAAUCACAUGAGGCUGCACACCAGCAUCUACUAGAACUACAGACAGCUGUUAAUUGCCAUAAUUAAAAUGAUAAUUAAAACGAUGCACCAAGUUUGGCUUUUCCCCACCAGAUGCUUUUAAAAACUGCUUUGGGCUGAGGAGGUUUGGCAGCUGCCUUUGAUAUCAGAAUUCAAUAUUAAUGCAUGUUGUGAUCAACUGAGACUCGAGUCUGGCUUAAUAAAGCUUCAAUAAAAAGAAAAAAAAACAUAUAUUUAUAUAUAGAUUUAUAAAAAAUGGGUGUGCACAUGCACCCUCACAUCUUCCUGCUGCAUCCUCAUUUAUUUUCUGCCUUCUCCUUCACGAGCAAACUGCAGCAAAGCAGAGCUCCGGUGCUGCUUUUCCAACCACAGGGUUUUACAAAACUUCACCUUAAGCCAGAAUUUGUAGCUGAAAGUGUCUCGGCUUUAGGAUUUGCCUGUAGGGAUUGCCUUUAGGAUUUGCCUUUAGGAUUUGCCUUUUGGGUUUUGUUCCUGUUCCACACAGGCUGGGAAGUGCCUGGAGGGAUUGAACAACCAGGCCGUGCCUCAGGCUGGGCCUUGAGUGGCUUCGUCAAAAAACUUGCUUUUCCCUUCACCAGGGACAAAAAAAGAUGGGGAAAAGGGUAAAACAUGGGAAUUUUGAAAGGGCAGAAUGAGUUUGUAAAGCUGAGCAGCAGCAGAGGGGUUUUUUAGCAUUUUUUAAAUGCUGCAACAUUUCCUGGUUGCUGUUGGUCCUUUUGUGGCUGCCUUAGUGAUGAGCUGGGUCUGUUCUCGUGGGAAUUGUCAGGUCAUUCCCAAAACUUUUGCACUGAGAAGAAAUUUGGGGUGGAAUUUCCUUUCCACAGGGGAGAGCUGCCCAACCCUGGAUGUGCCAGAGCACGGUGGGAGCCACUUUGCCUUUUCAGUGGCCUCUUCGGUGUCUCCUGGGUUUGGGUGAAGGAUUUGUUGCUUUUCCUUCAGAACCAAAGACGAGGAGAAUCCCCAUGGGACAGGGAGCAGCUGGAUAAAGUCCUUGUGGAUGAAUCCCUGGAGAAAUCCCUGGCUCUCUCAGGCAGAGCCUGGCUCUUCCUCGGCCCCAACAUUUUUGCAGGAAAAUCCUGUUUGUCCUUGUUCCCCGUGUGUGACAGACGGAUUUGGUGUGGGCUGUCCCUGGGUGUGGGGCUGGGCAGAUCCAGCCAGCUCCAGGCCCAGCAAUAAUCCCUGAAAAUGUUUCAUUUCACUCAGCUGUCUGGAUUAGUAAAACACCUCUUCCAUUGUGAGGCUGAGCUCAUAUCUUAAACUAUUUUCUUGAUGAAGUGCUUUCAAAAACCCAUUUAUUACCAUGUCCCUUUUUCUGUUUUUUUUUUUUUAAUUUUUUCCCUGCUGGGCUCUGGUAGAACAUUUCUCAUGGUGAAAACAUUUGUGGGGGUUGUUUAUUGAUAGGAAAAUUUCUGGGUGUGUUGGCACGUGUGUGAGUCCAGGGUGGGUCGUGCCCAGACAGCAACAAAGCUGCUUCCAAAGGUUUGAAAAAGUAAUAAUGUAAUUCACAUUUCAGAGGCCAGGCAGCACAUCCUGCUUCUAGUAAAGCUUUUAUAAGACUUCAGAGCUUUUUUUUUUUUUUUUUUUUUUUUUUUUAAUAUAUCCAACAAAUCAAGGGCUAUUACCUGGAAAUAAUAUUAAAGCAUUUAAUUCUUUAUGCUGCUGCUUCACUGUGCAAAAAUUCGUUGCUUUGCUUUCUCUGAUUCAGCUGCAUCAGCAGCCUGAAAAAAAAAAAAACCAAUUUACUUCUUGCAACUACAAUCAAAAUAAUCUGUCAGGGGAAAGAUUUGUGCUGGUUCCUGGGGGUAACUGGUUUGAUAAAAAGCAUUUGCAUGGCUAAGUGGUGGUGGGGAUGCACUGCCUUGAUCAGACACCAAAGAAAUUAAAUCUGGGCCCAGCCAAGGGCAGAGGUCAGAAAAUGAUGGAGAAAAAAGAACUGCAGGGAAGAAUUGUCAAGUGUUGAGUUUCUCGUUAGUGUUUCUGUGUUAUUUGCAUUUUCCAAGUGUCUUCAUUUAAAAUGCAUUUAAAUUUUGAAAACUCUCUGUGUAUUUUAUAGUACAUUAAUUGUCAAUAUAGAACAUGUCACACUUGAAAUAAAUUUUCAAAUAUG
Melospiza melodia melodia is the source of this 6250-nucleotide messenger RNA. RefSeq names its product holocarboxylase synthetase (gene HLCS). The transcript is spliced from 11 exons. The coding region runs from base 1 to 2568 and encodes 855 amino acids. Gene Ontology annotation, biological process: protein modification process. NCBI's taxonomy places the organism in Eukaryota, Metazoa, Chordata, Aves, Passeriformes, Passerellidae. Gene Ontology annotation, cellular component: cytoplasm. The record is from RefSeq and is a predicted model, not a curated record. Gene Ontology annotation, molecular function: biotin--[biotin carboxyl-carrier protein] ligase activity.